AUGGACGAACUGAGACCUGUGGACUAUCUCCGGCGUUAUAAGCGUACAGAGUGCCUUGGGACACUGCUGUACGACUACUAUGUGGACAUAAAUUGUCGAAUGAAGGCAGAUCCGCAGUUGAAUGUGGAACAGCUCUCCAAAGACAAGACGGCCGAAUUUAUGCGGUUUGAGGCGAAAUGGGUGAAUGCGAAUGGAAACGACAAGCUAGAGGAGUACCCGUUGUUUAGACGUCUCCGUAUGGCCGGUCAUAUUUGA
Marasmius oreades (fairy-ring Marasmius) is the source of this 255-nucleotide messenger RNA. RefSeq lists its product as uncharacterized. The record is from RefSeq and is a predicted model, not a curated record. NCBI's taxonomy places the organism in Eukaryota, Fungi, Basidiomycota, Agaricomycetes, Agaricales, Marasmiaceae. The coding region runs from base 1 to 255 and encodes 84 amino acids. The transcript is spliced from 2 exons.